CUAACCUUUACCAGAAAAUUUGGAGAAAACCCCAAAGUCAAAUAUCCGAAGACUUCAACCAUAUCUUUCUUCUCACCUCCUCCACUUCCCUAUCUAGAAAGAGCUUUGCUUCAAUGGAAAAUCAAAAGCCACUAAUAAUUCAAAUAUCUGAAAAAACACCCACAAAAAUUUCCCAAGAUUUAUUGCAACUUUCAUGCCUUCCAGAUGAAAUUAUCAUUGAAAUUCUCAUAAGGUUGCCAGUAAAAUCCCUGUUGAAAUUAAGGUGUGUUUCAAAAUCUUGGCUUUCUUUACUGUCAAAUCCACAUUUUAUCAACACCCAAAUCAUAUUUUCUGCUCAAGAUUGCAAAAAUGUGAAUCUUAGACUUGCUAUAGUAGCUUCAGUAUCAGGUUUAGUGGGUAAAAUGAGCUCUAUUUACUCUAUAGUGUGUGAAAAAAAUUCCUCAAUGAAUGUUGCUAAUCUUGAUUAUACUUUGAAAGCCCCUAUUGGAUCUGCGAAAUUUGUGGGUUCUUGUAAUGGAUUGUUAUGUUUAACAGCAGUGUCAUUUAAUCUGAUUUUGUGGAACCCAUCAACUGGAAAAUGCAAAGAAUUUCAAGAUUCAUUUGUUCAAAGUGGUGUAAGUUAUUAUGUUAGAUAUGGGUUUGGUUAUGAUGGUAGUAAUGAUGAUUAUAAGGUUGUUAAGGUCUUUAGUUUUCCUAAGGAUGAGGGGAAAUAUGAGAAUAUGGUUAAGAUUUAUAGCUCAAGGGCUAAUUCUUGGACAAUGAUUGAGGGGUUUAAUAGUGGUUAUGUAAAUGCACAAUCGGGGUUGUUUGCGAAUGGAGCUCUUCACUGGGAGGUAAGCCAGUGUCGCGAUUCAGGUGCUUCUUCGGAGAUUAUGACUUUUGAUUUGGCUACUGAGACGUAUGGAGUAAUGGCAUUGCCUCGUUGUGGAAAUGGAAAUGGAGAAUUCAGUUGGAUGUUAAGCGUUUUAGGUGGAUGUUUAGUUGCCUGUUGCAACUAUCAUCUGGAUAAGACUGAUUUGUGGGUGAUGAAGGAGUAUGGCAUGGAGAAUUCAUGGACUAAGUUGGUUUCUCUCUCGUCACCCUUUGGUCGUAUGGGUUAUAUCUCACCUCUGUUUGUAUCUGAGAAUGGUGACGAAGUUUUAGUGAAGCUUGGUACGGAUAUAAGGUUGUUCAACUCGAGGAACGCUUCGUACAAAUCCUUGGACAUUCAUUCAUCAGGUCGUUGUCUUCAAGUACAAGCUGUUACUUAUGUUGAGAGUUUAGCUUCACCUCAUGUUGGCGAUAAGUAAUUUAGCUUACAGUAGGAAAGCAGGGAAAUUAAUUUGCUUGUGCUAUUUUUUCAGAUGGUUUAUUAGUUAGGUUGCAUCAGAUGUUGUAUUGUUGCAUGUUUUAUCUAGUCAAGUGGUUGGCACAGUUAUUUUUAAUGCUAAGUUCUUGUUGUUCA
Molecule: messenger RNA, 1444 nt
Organism: Nicotiana tabacum (common tobacco)
Lineage: Eukaryota; Viridiplantae; Streptophyta; Magnoliopsida; Solanales; Solanaceae
Product: F-box/kelch-repeat protein At3g23880-like
Molecular function (GO): protein binding
Source: RefSeq, a predicted model, not a curated record